Molecule: messenger RNA, 2936 nt
Organism: Polypterus senegalus (gray bichir)
Lineage: Eukaryota; Metazoa; Chordata; Cladistia; Polypteriformes; Polypteridae
Product: protein WWC2-like
Exons: 17
Coding region: 285-2936 (883 amino acids)
Biological process (GO): cell migration; regulation of hippo signaling; negative regulation of organ growth
Cellular component (GO): cytoplasm
Molecular function (GO): molecular adaptor activity; kinase binding
Source: RefSeq, a predicted model, not a curated record
GAGGCUCGCGACACGCGGGGGAGUAGGGGUUAACUCUGUGGAAUGUUGCUCUGUGGAAUGUGCAUGCAAAUAGGUUUAUGCUAAUGUCAUGCUAAUGAGUUUGUGUCUGGGGACAGAGUCAGGUCUGUCCAGGCUGCGAGGGAACUAAAAUGGAGGACUGGAAGGAGCACAGGAGUGACAAGUACAGAGGAUUGUAAAAAAAAAGAAGAAGAAGAACGUUUCUUUGUUUGAUCACUUGCUUUUCUUAUUUUCUAUACAUAUGGAGGACCUAUCAGAAAGUGAUCAUGCCUAGAAAGGGGAAUGGACAGCUGCCGUUACCGGAUGGCUGGGAGGAAGCGAGGGAUUACGAUGGCAAAGUGUUUUAUAUCGAUCACAACACUAAACAGACCAGCUGGAUCGACCCAAGAGACAGGUUGACAAAACCUUUGUCUUUUGCGGACUGUGUCGGGGAUGAGUUACCUUGGGGUUGGGAGGCAGCAUAUGAUCCACAAAUUGGUGUCUAUUACGUCAAUCACAUUAACAAGACAACGCAGCUGGAGGAUCCUCGGAAGCAGUGGCGGAAAGAGCAAGAGCGAAUGCUGAAAGACUACCUAAUGGUAGCACAAGAUGCCCUUAGUACUCGGAAGGAAAUCUAUCAAGUGAAGGAACAGAGACUUGCACUAGCCCUUGAUGAAUAUGUGCGUUUAAAUGAUGCUUACAAGGAAAAAUCCAGUUCCAGAACAAGUUUAUUCUCAGGAUCUUCAUCAAGUACAAAAUAUGACCCUGAUAUCCUGAAAGCUGAAAUAUCAACUACGAAAGUCAGAGUGAACAAGCUAAAGAGAGAACUUUCACAAAUGAAGCAAGAACUUUUAUACAAAGAGCAAGGCUUUGAAACUUUACAACAAAUUGACCAAAAAAUGUCCGGAGGUCAGAGUGGUUAUGAACUAAAGGAAGCAAAGGCUAUUUUGAGUGAAUUGAAGUCUAUACGUAAAGCAAUAAGUUCUGGAGAGAAAGAGAAGCAAGAUCUAAUGCAGAGCUUGGCUCAGCUAAAGGAACGGUUACAUUCUGAGCAGUACAUCGGACGAUCUGAGCCAGAUUUGCGAAAUACCUCGACGGGGUCACACUUAUUGAUGUCCCGACAAACACUGGAAGCUGGUUCACAGACUGAUCUCUCUGGAGAGCUUGGAUCAAGAAGUCGAAAUCUUGCAGAAAAGGUCAGGCUCAGCUUGCAGUAUGAAGAAGCUAAAAGGAGUAUGGCCAACCUGAAGAUUGAAUUAUCAAAGCUGGAGAGUGAGGCUUGCCCUGGUGCUAUAGAUGUGGAAAAGGAGAAAUUGCUACUUAUCAAUGAGAAAGAAGAGUUCCUGAAAGAACUGCAGUUUGUAACUCCACGAAGACGAACACAGGAUGAGCUAGAGCAUCUGGAGGCUGAGCGUCGCCGGUUGGAGGAGGACCUUCUAUCUGUUAAAACCAUGCCCUGCCACGCUGUAGCAGAGAGGUUGAAAGUACAAGAAAAGAGACGAGAGCUAGUACAGAAGUUGGAAGAGUCCACUAGACUUGCAACACUCAUCCAUUCCCAGCUUAAAAGUCUUUCAGCAAGCACGCUCUCAGUGUCUUCUGGAAGCAGCCUGGGAUCGCUGGCAUCCAGCAGAGGUUCUCUCAACACAUCCAGCAGGGGCUCUUUAAAUUCCCUAAGCUCCACUGAUCUCUACUACAGCCAGCAGGAACCGAGUGUGGACUUGGACUAUCAAUACAAACUGGAACUCCUGCUGCAGGAGAAGAUUGCUUACAUUCCUUCAGGUCCCAUUACUACCAUUCAUGAGAAUGAGGUGGUGAAGUCUCCUACUAACUUGCGUUAUAAUGAUUCAUCUGAUUCACCAGCUUCAGGCCACAUGAUCAAAUCCACUGAGCCAUCCAAAUCAGUCACUUCUCUCUCUUCAAGGUCUUCAUUAUCUUCUUUGUCCCCACCAGGUUCUCCUCUGGUUCUUGAGGGCUCUUUUUUACAGUCAACACAGGACUCGUCUCUACAUGAUAUAGCCACGGAUUUUGCAGACUGUGAAAUUAUAGAUGACUUUAAAGGCCUAGGGCUUUAUAAGAAUCAAAUUGUAUUAAACUCUGAGCCUGGAGUAAGCCAGUUUAUUCCCAUAGAGAAGGAGUCUACAGAAUGCCUUGAGGGUCCCACACCCACGUUUCAGGAGGAUGUUGAUAUACAGGGAACAGAAUCAGGUCAUCUACUGGAAGAAAAGGUGGUAUGUGUGUCUGCAGCAGUAUCUGAUGAGUCUGUGGCAGGAGACAGUGGGGUAUAUGAAGCAUCUCUCAAAAGGUCCACUGAAGCUGAAGAUCCAGUGUACACUGAAGAUGACCCCGUAGUUUUUGAGGCACCUCAGAUUCAGAUUGGACUCAAGUAUGACGGCACAAAUUCAAGCUUUGUAAUAAUGUUAAUGCAGAUGCAAAAUCAAGGCAGUCUCAUGAUAUCACGUGGUGCCAGACUGUAUUUCAGGGUGGUCUUGCUCCCAUCUUCACUAGAUUCUAGUUGUUUAUUCCGCACAAAACUUCACUCAGCCACAGACUGCAUUGUCUUCAAUGAAAUCUUCAGAGCUGAUGUGCCCCAUACUACUCUUCAACAGAAGACCCUGAGAGUUGACAUCUGCACUGUAGGCAAGACUCAACAGGAAGAAUGUCUGGCUGGGACACAAAUAAGCCUGGCAGACAUUUUGCUGUCAGACACAUUUUCAACCCAUUGGUACAAUUUACUGCCUUGUAAGAAAAUCUGCCACCAAAAAAACAAGCAGCAAAAUAAGCACUCACUUCUUAAGCCUCCGGAACAGCAUGCCAGCUCUAUAGAACUGGAUGCUGUGUCUGCAUUGCUAGAAAGGACAUCUGCCGAGCUGGAGGCAGUGGAGCAACAGCUUGCCCAAGAAGAACAGGACAGACAUAUGGCAGCAGGGGAGGACUGGUAA